AGCAAAUUCUGUGAGGAAUGGCAACGUCGAGGGUCCUGAGAAGGUUCCCGUUGAACUUGAACAUCGGGACCGAUCUUUGUCAUGUUGUGAGAAUUCGGCAGAUCCUGAACUCAACAAGGGCCACACGGUUCAUCGAGAGGAUCCUGAAUCAAGAUGAAAGACGCCAUCAUAAGGUCCAGCCACUCCUGAGGAAGCAGACCGUACCGCCGCCUCCAGCCCAUGACACCGCUCCUUUGAUCUCGCGCCAAGAGUCGAGCCCGCACAAGCGCGCGGCAGACCAAGCGGCAGACGUUGCAUGCUCCAUUGGCCCCAGCGUUCACGACCUUCAGCUCGCUGCUACCUUUAUGGCAGGCAGAUUCGCCGCCAAGGAGGCCGUUAUCAAGGCUCAUCCGCACAAGGCGCUCACCUGGCAUGAUAUCACCAUCAGGAACCAAACCUCGGUGCACCCAGACAGGCAAAGCGCCCCAAUUGCCAUCAUAAGAGGCGAGCUGGAGGAUCAGGAAGCGCUUAUCAGCAUCAGUCAUGAUGGCGAUUACGCUACGGCCGUUUGCCUCGCGACUUGGAACUGAGACAUGAGCGCAUAUGCCCGCUUCGCCGUACCGCCGACGCUUGGCUUCGAGGUUGCAUCUUCGAGCAACCGGAGUUGGCUGGGAUGAGGUCCCACGAUUACUCUGUCGGUCUGUCGUCGGCGGCAGCAGCCGGUGCCAGCAUAUACGCGAAAAGUGAUCUACUCUGGGGUGGAAUGGAGCUGAUUGAGAUAUGAGCCCACCCGCGCGAGCUUUUACAUCAUUUUCGGAGAUGAUCCGGUCUGAAACGAAAGGUCAGCAUACUUCAUAUGCACAGCGCAAGCCCAACGGCCCUGAGAUAGCCUUGGAAAUUUCCGAACACUGGCAGCCAUCUGCAGCUGCCGUCGUUGCAUUCGUGCCGUCCGCCUCGUAUUGGCCUCCAGAGAAUUAUCAAACGUUACACAACAUGAAUGCAGAGGGCAGCUGACUCGUCCCCGCAGAAGCAGUGUGGCCUUGUGUGAAUACGAGGAGCAAGCACAGCGCAAUGCAAUAUAUGCCUAAUUGGGCCCG
Cryphonectria parasitica EP155 is the source of this 1076-nucleotide messenger RNA. RefSeq lists its product as uncharacterized. Bases 18 to 569 code for a protein of 183 amino acids. The record is from RefSeq and is a predicted model, not a curated record. NCBI's taxonomy places the organism in Eukaryota, Fungi, Ascomycota, Sordariomycetes, Diaporthales, Cryphonectriaceae. The transcript has 2 exons. Gene Ontology annotation, molecular function: magnesium ion binding; holo-[acyl-carrier-protein] synthase activity.